AUGCAAAAUGGUAAACCUGUUGCAUAUGCGUCGCGUGCCUUAACAGAUGCUGAAUCUCAGUUCAGUCAGAUUGAGAAGGAGUUUACAGCGAUAUUAUGGUCCUGUACAAAAUUUCAUAACUUCAUUUACGGCAGACAAAUCAUAAAUCACUCCGAUCAUAAACCAUUAGAAUCGUUGAUGCGGAAAGGAGUUGCUGAAGUACAUUCGCCUAGAUUGCAACGGAUCAAAGUCAAACUUUUAAAAUACAACUUGACUGUGAUUUACAAACCAGGAAAAGAAAUGUAUAUUGCAGACCUGCUAUCACGAAACUAUCUGCAAGAACCAAGACAAGACGACAAAUUUAUUACAGAAGUGGUUCACUCCAUCAAUAUGACCCAAGAGAAGAAAACAGAAUUCCAGGAAGAGUCUAGACAAGAUAGCGAAAUACAGAAGAUCAUGUUUUACCUUAUCCAGGGUUGGCCAUCGGACGUUUCAAAAGUACCAAUUGAAUUGAAGCCGUAUUUUCAAAUUCGUAACGACCUCCACAGUUUUGACGAUCUACUAUUUUACAAUGACAGAGUUAUUGUACCAAAAUCGCUCCGUUCAAAAAUGCUACAAUUUUUACAUGAAGUGCAUUUUGGAAUCACAAAAACCCAACAGAGAGCUAAGCAGAUAUUAUUCUGGCCUGGACUUAAUGGUGACAUAGAAAACGUCGUCAAAGAGUGCCCAGUGUGUGAAAAGUAUCAAAGAAGUAAUGUAAAAGAACCAAUGAUACUGAGAAAAUUUCCAAAAUUACCAUUUGAAAAAAUAGCCAGCGACAUAUUGGAUUAUGGAGGACAGUCCUACUUAGUAAUCAUAGACUACUACUCGAAAUGGUUGGAGAUCAUCAAGUUGGAAAGAAAGACGUCGCAAUCGAUUAUUAGGGCGAUGAAGACUGUGUUCUCAUGUCAUGGGAUACCUAAAGAGGUGUAUACCGACAAUAUGCCGUACAAUUCCCAAGAAUGCAGGGACUUCUCUAGAAAAUGGAAUUUCCAAUUUGUGACCUCAAGCCCCCAUUACCCCAAAUCGAAUGGACUAGCAGAAAGAGCAGUGGGUAUUGCCAAAAAUAUGCUACGGAAAUGUGAAGACUUGGAUUUGGCCCUUCUUGAAUAUCGAAACAUUCCAGUCACAGGAACAGAUAAAUCUCCUGCUCAACUCCUAACGGGCCGAUUUUUAAGAACAAAGCUACCUUCUGCUAACCACAUGUCAAUUCCAAAUCCAGUAAAUUUUGAGGAAGAAAAGAAGAAGCUAGAAGGACAGAGAGAAAUAUACAGGAACUACUACGACAGACAUGCAAUGAAAAGGAGAGAGUUUCAAGAAAAAGACAAUGUAGUUGUGCAACAUGGCAAAACUUGGGAACCAGCAGUAAUUACGAGAAAGUUGGAGACACCCAGGUCAUACAUUGUGCAACAAAACAAUGGUCGGUAUGUACGAAGAAACAGUAGUCAUAUUAGACCCUCACGUGGACAUCAUGACAUGAAACAAGAUUUUCUGGACUUUGAACAGCAUCAGGAAAAUCCGGUGCAAACUAAUAAUAAUAAUAAACAAACCAACAUUCAACCAGUUCAUAAUAGUACAAACUUUGCCCCAAGAAGGAGCAACAGGGUUACUAAACCACCAACAAAAUUUAUUGAUUAUGAAUUGAAAAGAAAUUGA
Messenger RNA from Photinus pyralis (common eastern firefly), 1674 nucleotides. RefSeq lists its product as uncharacterized. Gene Ontology annotation, molecular function: nucleic acid binding. The transcript has a single exon. The coding region runs from base 1 to 1674 and encodes 557 amino acids. The record is from RefSeq and is a predicted model, not a curated record. Gene Ontology annotation, biological process: DNA integration. NCBI's taxonomy places the organism in Eukaryota, Metazoa, Arthropoda, Insecta, Coleoptera, Lampyridae.